This is a messenger RNA of Thelazia callipaeda (thelaziosis nematode), 2622 nucleotides long. NCBI's taxonomy places the organism in Eukaryota, Metazoa, Nematoda, Chromadorea, Rhabditida, Thelaziidae. The record is from the annotation of a GenBank genome assembly.
AUGUCAAGUAUUGACAGAUUCAGUGCGAAAAUCACUAAUCGAAGUUCGUUGCCAGCCUUUUAUCACGAAAAUGUCAUAAACCUCAUAUUUGAUUUAAGAAAAGAAAUGAUUGCGAGGAAAAUUCGUACUGCUGGGCAGGAAACAACGGAUGAACAAAUAUCUGCUUGGAAUAGCAAUCUUUCUGAAUUAGAACGCCUUAUUGAUUACCACAAAAAUCUCUCAGAUGACGAAAUAUUAAAAGGUGAUUAUUCAGAAGUGGAUUGGGUCAAGAUUGCCAAAGUUGAUGUAUGUUUAGUAUCAUGUAUUCAAUUUCUGGGAAAUCGGACUCCGAGACAAUUACGAUUGAAAUGGGUUAAUGAACUUUGUCCUAAGUGGUCUAAGGAACCGUGGUCUGCUCAAGAAAUAGAGCAACUCAGAAAAUAUGCAGGAAAGUGGAAUAAUUGGAAUGUUAUUGCCGAACGAUUAGGUACAAAUCGUACACCAUUUCAGUGUUUCGUGAAAUAUCGGAGUGAAUUAGAGAUUGAAAAUACUGGACGGCCUUGGACGAAGGAAGAGGACGCUCAGCUAAUGACUUUGGCUCACUGUAUGCAAGUAAACGGUCAUAUGCACUGGGAAAAAAUUUCACAUUUCAUGGAAACGAGAUCACGUCAACAAUGUUCCUGCAGGUAUAAACGAACUCUUGAUACCAGCAUUAAAUUUGGUCGAUGGGAUGCAAGUGAAGAUGUGAUUUUAACAUGUGCUGUGAGUCGGUUUGGAACAAAAGAUUGGAUAAAAGUUGCAUCACAUGUACCAGGAAGAAGUGAUUCUCAGUGUCGUGAUAGAUGGGUAAAUGUACUAGAUAAAAGUAUUAAAUCAGAGCCGUGGUCACUUGAAGAAGAUGAAAAAUUAUUGGAAGGAAUUAAAAUCUUUGGGAAAGGUGAAUGGUCAAGAAUUUCAACAUUGAUUCCGGGCCGAUCUGCUUCACAUUGUAAAUCGCGUUUUCGAUCACUCUUUUCGGCUAAAGUCAAGCUGGCUUCGCACUGUCGCUCAUAUCCAUUAAAACGUUUCAACUGGAGAGGCAAACAUCGUCGACAAGAAGUCGAAGAAACAUUUCGCAAACUGCUAGCUGCAGAUGGUCUUGUGGAGCAAGUUCUGAAUUCUUUCGACAUCGAAGGAUUAAGCGUUGAUGAAAUGGAAGCAUUUUCAGCGAUGGCUCCGGAGCAAAGAAAAACAGCCAUCGAAUUUUUCAGUCAAAUUCGAGAAACUAAUUUGGAAACUGAGGAGAAUAAUGAAGAAGCCAUUUACAGACUGCUAAGCGACAAGCUGCAAUUUGACAUCAAUUAUUUGGACAGUUCAAUGCAAAAUGUUUUGAUGAAACAUUUUAAAAAAUUAUUUGAAGAAAGCACUGGCACUCUUUUAACAGAUGAAGAAAAGUAUGAGUUUGAUAUGAGGUGCAAAAUUUUACAAGAAACUGAUGAAAAGGGUGCUAAAGAUCAUAUAGUUGAUGGAUUAUGUGAUUUGAUUAAAAGAAAUGAUACUAAACAGUGUAUCAAACGACAAACAAAAUUUGUUAAAAGUGAAAUUCUUGAUGAAAUAUCUCGAUACCUUCGUUCGGUACUUAUUAAUGAUAUAAAUGAAGCUGUGGCCACCGGUGUUGGUGAUUUUGCUUUACCACCUUGCAUUGAAACAUAUGCACUUUCUUUACGAUUUGGCAGCGCAGUUAUUCGAUCCAUUAGUAUCGGUAAGAUUUUUUCAUUUGUUUUUGUUUUUCCAACAUAUUCUGGAAUGAGACAAAUAUAUAUCAGCACUUCAACAGUUGAAAUUUUUCAGGGCGAAGAAACUAGCAUAUAUCCUCAGCUUUCUGAAAAAAUUAUAUUCGAUCCUGAAUAUGUUUUGCUAAAGGCAAAGAUGCGGGUAUUACUAUUUUGGCCAAUGCUUUUAUAUCGAGCGAUAGAAAGUGAAGAUUCAGUCGAGAACCGAAUGCACUUGCGAUCUGUUGGUGCUGCAAAAUUAGUGGAACUAGAACAACAAGCCAAAAAUUCAAAUGCAUCGCAAAAUACGAAGGAUUCAGUUUCUAAACAAUCACUAGUUCAAACAGAUGCGGAAGAUGAAGCAUUGAUGAUUCCUAGUUGUUCGGCAAACUUAAGUGUUCGUGAAUUUCUUAAAAGGCGACUGUUGAAACAGCCAAGAAAAUAUUUAUGCUCUAAGAAAAUGGAAAGUGAAAGUGAAAAUGUCGGUAGUAGUAAACAGAUUGUGCCGGAAUUUACUGAACUGAUGAGCCGUCACAUCGACGAAUGUAUUGAAUCAGUUUGUAUGGCUGUUAAAAAAAUUUAUGAGCGCGAUUUCGUUACUGCGAAUCCGAUUGAGUCAAGUGAAAGCAGAAUAGCUGUUAAUUUAAGUUCUAGCCCGGCAGUAGUAAAAAUAACAUCAGAUGAUAAUGUCAAGAAGCUGAAUGAAGAGCAGACAGAAGAACCUAGUGAACAAGCUAAGACUGCUGUAGAAAUUCGACAACCGGCAUUAGAUUCUUUGGAAAUUAAUGAUGGUCAGCAAAGACGAAGAAGAAAGGAGAAAUCAACUGUGGAUGAAAUGCCAAUUAGAAAAUCUAAAAGACUACGAAAAUGCAUUGACCAACAUUUGCCUUAA